ACAUUGUUAACUUAUUUUCUAGCUGUUUAUGAUAAACGUAUUUGCUUUUCGGUAUACGUAAUAACAUAGGGAUUAUUUAUAAUAUGUACUUUACAUAAUCUGAGAUGGCGACAACAGUACCACCACCGAAUCUUUCGGCACGCUUUUUCUACGGCCUACGGACGGACAUCCUAUUCAAUGCACAUUACGUGAACGAGUCGGACAUAAUAUAUCCAGCAGGCGGCGUCAUAGUUAUAUACAACCAUCUUCAGAAGAAGCAGAAAUUUAUUAGACUUCAAGAUAAGCACAAACCUAUCAAGUCCUUAGUCUUGGCUCCAAACAAGCGAUGGCUUGCGCUUAACGAGAUAGCUGAAGAAGGACAAAAACCAAUCAUAACUAUUUAUGAUUUGACAACAUGCAAACGCCGCAAAAUACUGACUGUUCCGUUCGAAAAUUCCACUGCGCGUGAAUUUGCUUGCGUACAAUUUACCUUCGACUCAAAGUACCUCGUGGCCAUAACCGGGGAACCUGAUUGGUAUUUGUAUUAUUACAACUGGGACAAAGGAAAGGUGGAGAGCCACGCAAAAGCACAAAACCCAAGUGGUCAAGGAACUGUCGAAAGUGUACAAUGCAACCCUGCAGAUGCGACGCUAGUGGUAAUCACUGGACCAUACACGUUUCGUAUUAUGAAUGUCUCAGAAACUGUCUGGAGACAAUGGGGAUGGUGCAAAGCUGAAAACAUCAACAUCACGACCUGCAUGUGGUUGACGCCGGACCGUAUCAUGUUCGGCACCGACAACGGCAUCAUCAUGAUGGUCGAGAACGGGGAACUGCGCCAGAACUGCGUGUUUAACGCCCUAGAUGUCACUGAGAUGUCGUUGAAAAAAGUUGAGACGGAGGCAGCGGAAGAAGGUGGCGACAAGACCAGUACAACAAGCAAAGACAACCAGAGUAAAGCAGAGAGCGAACAUUCGAUAGACACUGACAGAGAGGUUUAUCCAGUCACCAAUUUCGUCAAUUUUCCUAAAGGUUUUGUCUUCGGUUGUGGACAAGGCUACGUGCACAUGUUCGAAAAAGAAUCGCCUCAUCACUGGAGGAAGCGAAAUGUAUUUAGGAUUUCGAGGAAGUGUUAUAAACAUACUCGGGAUUAUCCGAUUUGGUCUCACCUCGACGCCGUACAGCAUAUCGCUGUAGAUCCCAAUCAAGAAACUCUGCUUAUAACAACACUUCGGAAACAACUGUAUUAUGUCAAGCUAUUUGGACAGCAUAUGUUGCAGAACCCAGAAAUUGCAUUCAACGAGCUCGGCCCGGCGAUGCACUACGGACCUAUCAACUCGCUAUCCAUGUGCGCCUGGAAGCCCAUCUUCAUCACAGCAGGCGAACAGGACAAGAGCAUUCGGAUUUGGAACUACUUGACUGACGAUAUUGAAAUGAUUAAGUUGUAUCAAGAGGAGAUUUCAUGCGUGUCUUUACAUCCUACUGGUCUUUUUGCUGUAAUAGGUUUCUCAGACAAAUUACGAUUCAUGGUGGUAUUGAUCGACGAUUUCGAAGUAAUGAGAGAGUUUCCAAUAAGAAAUUGCAAACGGGCCAAGUUUAGUACUAACGGUCAUCUCUUCGCCGCUGUCAACGCUCAAGUCAUACAAGUGUUUUCGUCCGUUUCGUUUAAUAAUGUGUACAAUCUAAAGGGGCAUAAUGGAAUUAUUACAUCUCUGACAUGGUCCGCUAACGAUCUAUGGUUGGUGUCCUGCGGCAACGAGGGCGCCGUGUACGAGUGGAGCAUGUCUACAGGGCAGCGAGUCGGUGAAGUCAUACUGAAGACCAACCAGUUCGCUUCUUGUGCCGUUAACAGCCUCGGAAAAAUAACGUAUGCUGUAGGCAGUGACGGGGAAAUCAAAGAAAUUGGCUCUAAUACCAUCCGAAGGAACCUGCCAUUGCUUGGCUGCGCACUCGACACUAUAUUAUUGUCUCGCUCUGACACGAUGCUGUUCAUUACCGGCGGAGAGGGAGGGGUUACGACAGUAAAUCUACCACUUUUGGAUAAAGCUAUUUAUAAUGAGUUCCAUAUGCACAACAAGAAAGUGACUUGUAUAGCUCUCGCCUAUGACGAUCAAACGCUGAUAUCCGUGGCCGAAGAUGCCUCUAUUUGUAUAUGGCGAUUGACGAAUGCUGAAGGAAGAGCAAUUGCUUUGGAUAAGGAUUUCGCUUACUCUAAGGAGAUAUUGAUUAGUAAAAAAGAUUUGAAGGAGAAAAUUAAUAGCAUCAAUCUACUUAGUACAAGAAUGAGCGAGUUAGAAACCGAACACUCGUACCAACUUCGCCAAGCUGAAGCAACGCAAGCGGAAAAAUUGAAAGAGGUACACGAGGGCUACUGCGCGGCCAUUGACGAACUCAAGGAAAAGAAUGAGACAAUGGAGAACGAACAUAGCCAUGAAAUCGGUAUGAUUCAGCAAGAUAUUGCAAAACUGCGUUCAGGACACGAGAGAACUCUGCAAGCAUUGGAAGCGGACUUCAAUAUUAGGCUUAUUGGCGAAUACGAUAGAUACCAGAGUCUGGAAGAUAAAACAGCUCGGAUGCGUAAAGACUAUGAGCAGCGUCUGGAAAACCUCGCCGAGAGCAAACGCCAAGCCCUGCGGGAGAUGAACAACAUGUUCGAGGCCAAGUUAGAGGAAAAGGAGAUGCUGUUAAUGGAGUUACAAGAACAAGCCGACUUAGAGAAACGAGAACAUGAAACUAUCAAAUCGUCCAUCGAAGAAGACGCGGAUCGCGAAAUAAUAGAAAUUAGAACUUCGUACGAAGUGCAGUUGAAAGAAGAAAAGGAUGCAAAUGUCAGGCUUAAGGGAGAGACCGGUCUUAUGAAGAAAAAAAUGAUUGCCGCACAUAAGGAAAUCGAAGAGUUUAAAGUUCAAGUGGCGCAGCUGAAAUUGGAACACAUACAGUUUCAAAAGGUGAUAUCAAACCUAGAGCGCGAUGUGACGGAUUUGAAAAAAGAGAUACAAGAAAGGGAUGGAACCAUUCAGGAUAAAGAAAAACGUAUAUAUGAUCUAAAACGUAAGAAGCAGGAAUUAGAGAAAUACAAGUUCGUUUUGAACUUCAAGAUUACAGAGUUGAAAAAUCAGAUUGAACCUAAAGAAAGAGAGGUAGCCGAGUUGAAAAUUCAAAUAGAUGAUAUGGAAAAUGAAGAGCUCAAGCUAUUAAAUAUAAAACAUGAACUUGAACUCAAAAUCACUCGGCUGAAUGAACAGUUAACUUCGGCAAAAAAGGAUUUCAUGAACCAAGCCGAAAUGAAUCUACAACUGAAAAGCACGUUGAAGAAGAUUAAAAUUGAUCUUCACAACAUGACGGCGAACUUCCAAGAUCCGAACAAACUCAAGUUAAACGUGAAGACGUUAUUCCACAAGUACGUGGAAGACAUAGAUUUCGUGCGAAGCCGUGUAGCGGAGAACGAAGCCAUCCGCGAGUUUAACCGGCAACGGGAGCACUUGGAGAAGCAGGUGGCCGGCUACAGGCAGCAGCUCGCCAAGGCGCAGGGGGGCUCCAAGAACGAUAUCAAUAGGAUUAUGGACGAGAAUUGCACCCUUUUAUCCGAGAUCAAUAAUCUACGGACGGAGCUGAAGUCCACGCGGUCACGGUGCUUCCAAAUGGAGUCCAUCUUGGGAUUGUCGGCGCGCUACAUUCCGCCCGCCAUCGCUCGCGCCAAGUUGAAACACGUCACAGAGGACAGGGACAAGUUAGAUGAGAAGUUCAAGCAGAAAAUUGAGGAAAGAGAAGAAACUAUAGUCGCCUUGAAGGAGGAAAACGACCGUCUGCUUGGCAAGAUGCGCUGCGUAGAGGACGCGGGCGAAGGCUCGCCGCGACCCAGCACACCGUAGUUAUAUAAAUAUUAAAUUUAAUUAUGAAUCGACUU
Molecule: messenger RNA, 3883 nt
Organism: Cydia strobilella
Lineage: Eukaryota; Metazoa; Arthropoda; Insecta; Lepidoptera; Tortricidae
Gene: tous
Product: cilia- and flagella-associated protein 57
Exons: 22
Coding region: 105-3848 (1247 amino acids)
Molecular function (GO): protein binding
Source: RefSeq, a predicted model, not a curated record